AUGGACAGCGGCGGCGGGCUCCACGGGGACCGCAGCGGGAGCUUCGCCAGGUACACCGCCCACGCCAGCGCCCCGGCCAGCGCCCACAGCACGCGCAUCUUCGACGUGUACGACGGGAGCGCGCAGAUCCCGUGCGAAGCGGUGGACAUCAUGUCGCACGAACACGCCGGGCAGCGUGCGGACCAGGGUCUGUAUGGCCCCGCCAGCGUCGAGGCGAGCGAGGGCGAGGACGAGGACGAGGAUGGGGACGGGGAGGGCGACGGCGAGGACGAGCACGAGGACCGCGAGGCGUUUCUGCUGGCUGGUGUCCCCGGCGAACGCCCGCUGCGGGACGCGCGGCCGGUCCAGCGCCGCCACACCGUCUGGAACGUCGACCCGCACACCGCGGCCGCGCUGGUGAACACCGGGCUUGGCCAGAAAGUGGAUCUGCGAGGCCGCGACACAGCCGUGCACAAUGACCAGGCUCUGCCUCCACACCAUCCGCUCCAGCCGGGGCGCCUGCACACGCACGUCUCGAACCCGCGGUACCGGUAUCGCUCCGGCAGCCUGGCGGCCGGCGGACGGCCCGCCAGGCUGGAUCUGGGGCCGCGUGUGGAGGACGCCAUGGCCCCCAGCGUCUCCACGGUCUCUUCCACCGCGACCACCGCGGCAGCACUCACCAACACCGACAUCUGGUCCGCCGCUGUGGAAGAUGCGUUUCUCGCGGCCCUGCGGAUCAUUCCCAAGAAAGGCACCGCCAAGAUCAAAUUCCAAAAACGCAACUACGGGCGGAACGAGCUCAUCUCCUUAUUCAUCCAGCACUCCAUCGGCGAGUACCGCUCCAAGAAACAGAUCUCCUCGCACAUCCAAGUCUGGAAGAAGUCCAUCAUGAACAAGGCUCAGAACCGCCUGCAAAACACCCCGUACGAGGAGGAGCUUCUGACCUUGAUCGAGAACGGCGCGCCCCAGACGCCGGAAAAGGAGACGGAGUUUCUGGCCACCUUCACCGAUAUUCUGAAUGGGCCCGAGGCGUCCCGCACGCUCGACUCCACUCUUUCAGCCUCGACCUCGGACUCGUCACUUACUGGCCUGGGUGCCCGAGAAUCGAUCAUUACAAACGGCCCCGUCGUUGGCACCGCACCCGGUCACGUGGACGUGCCCGUCCAUCCAGCUUUCGACCUCCCGGUCGGCGCCGGCGCGAGUUUGGGAGCUCCGCCAUUUUUAUACGGCCACCCCGAGGUGGUAGGCGUCGGUGGGCCGGAGCCCAUCACUCCUCUGGACUACGCCCGCAAGGUGUACGGGAAUCUACGUUCCUACAAAUGCGUGCCCGUCAACAUGCACGACUACACCUACCAGCAUCCUGAGACACACCAGGCCGGCAGUGCCGAUCAACAAACAAUGCUGGCUGCCCAACAGGUUGCGGCUCAGCAGCGCCAACUCAUCGAUAGUAUUCAUGCUGAACAAAGCUAUGCGACGCAGCAUUUCGAGGGCUUGGAGCCUGAUAAUGUGAAGUCUCACCAUUUCGAUCUGCACGCUAUCGUGCCUAUCAUGGCAACUCGACCACCGGAGCCGGCCGGCGACAGCUCUCCGCCGGGGUUGACCAUAUAUCACCCUUCGAGGACUGACGGUUCCGACACCUCCUUUCACGCUAAUUCUCGAAAAUGA
This is a messenger RNA of Lachancea dasiensis, 1644 nucleotides long. The record is from the annotation of a GenBank genome assembly. Lineage: Eukaryota; Fungi; Ascomycota; Saccharomycetes; Saccharomycetales; Saccharomycetaceae.